CAGACUUCCGUAAACUUGGCAAUGUGUUUUGUUGCGUUACGUGGAUAUUGUUCUAAUGGUUAUUGAGAAGUUCGUGUAAAAUCAGAAAGAAAGAUGUGUUGUCAAAACUUAGUAGACUGGAAUGUAAGACAAAGCAAAGAGCGGAUACCGUAGUCAAUUGUGCAACAAAUGCAGAUUUUUGGAAACCGGCGUUUCAAAACAUUUCUCUCUGUGAAGAUUUCACUGGAGUGGAUGAGUGCAUUGCAGCUAUUACCGCUUCAUAAUGACGGAAUCGUAUGGCAGUAUAUUGCCAAAACAUGCUAUUUACCCAUCAUCAGGGGCCAGUCCAUACCUGAUUCUCCUGGUUGUGGUCAAGUUUUUGAGGGCUGUGGGCCUGUUUAUGUCCUAUGAUUUACUCAAGUUGAUUCCAGUGGUUCAGUUCCUUUUCAUUGUAAAAGCAGGGAGUUCUAUACCAUUAUUACUUCUCCAGAAGCCAUUCUCAUCAGGGAAAAAACUGUCAAAAAACCAGUGGUUCCGAGUUGUAAGACAUGCAGUGUUUGGGGGACUCAUUAACUUGCUCUGGCUGUUUGGACUAACACUCUGUGGUCCUCUGAGAACAAUCCUCCUUUUUGAGCACAGUGAUUUAGUGAUAAUAGCAGGAGCAUGUGCUGUAUUUACAAACAACGGAGGAGGCCCCUCAAAGAUGAGAGGGGCCAUAUUCUUCAUGAUAGCUGUGAUAACUUUACUUCUGUUUGACCAUGAUGAGAGACUAGAUAAUCUCGCUGUACAUGAAUCUAGUGAAAUACAUCAAAAUAUUUUCACACAUCUGUUUUAUCAUGUCGUCAAUUUCAUUGGAUGGUCAGAUCACAAGGGUGGAGUGGUCCUGUUGGCGAUCACCCUGUUUACACAUGUAGGCUAUAGCAGUGCGUCUAAGAAACUGUCAGUGGAUAUUGGCGGGUCCAAACGACUCCAUGCUCUCUCUUCACUGCUACAAGCCAUACUGCUCUUUCCUUGGAUGCUCUUCAUGCACUUUACAAGAGAGAGUUACAUUGAAUCCUGGUUGUACCUACUGUUUCCCCUGACCCUGGUGAUAUUGUUCGUAUUUGUGGUGGACUUUUAUAUCGAGGCGGUCGUAACAAACCACCUCCAGCCUCCAAAGACUGCUGUGUAUGGUACAUACGCAAUCACAAUUAGUGCUCUGUUUCUCGGCCUGACGUGGAAUCAUCCAAUGAUGUCACAAAUUACAACCCUUCACAAGUUACGCGACAUUGUCACGGAGGACCAUGUGUUGUCUGGGGGUGUGGUCCUCAGCCUCAUGACUUUCCUUCUUGCUUCUAGCAUAUUGGGAUUUCCAAGUAAGUCAACGAAGGGUGGGAGUUUUGUAGGCUACUCCCCAUCAGGGCUGCCCCUCUACAGCUUUACAGGAGAUGCUUUACAUAAAACAUCACACUCAGUGUUGUCCAUUAUCAAGAAUGGGCUACGCCAAAUAUUGGAGGAUUCCAACUCACGCAAAAUAUUUUACUUUCUGUGUAUAAAUUUAAUAUUUACCUUUGUUGAGCUGGUGUACGGUGUGUGGACUAAUAGCUUAGGUCUGAUAUCCGACGGAUUUCAUAUGUUGUUUGAUUGCUCCGCUCUGGUAAUGGGACUUUACGCAGCCAUCAUGAGCAGAUGGAAAGCGACUCGCAUAUUCUCCUAUGGGUAUGACAGAGUGGAGGUGCUAUCUGGGUUUAUAAAUGGACUAUUCCUUGUUGUCAUAGGAAUAUUUGUUUUUACUGAAGCAAUAGAACGCUUACAUGAACCGCCAGUGGUGAAGACAGAGAGACUUCUUACUGUGUCUAUUAUAGGAUUACUAGUAAAUCUAGUCGGUAUAACGGCCUUCCGGAGCUCUCACACUCAUGGUCACGGCCACAGUCAUGGUGGAGGACAUAGCCACGCAGACCAGCAUGGCCAUUCACAUGGUGCAUCUAGUCAGUCCGAUCAUAACAUCAAUAUGGAGGGUGUCUUCCUGCACGUGUUAGCGGACACAAUGGGCAGUGUGGGGGUAAUCAUAUCAUCCCUGUUGAUUGAGAACUUUGGCUGGAACAUUGCCGAUCCAAUCUGCUCGCUGUUUAUCGCCACCAUGAUUCUAUUGAGUGUGAUGCCACUACUGAAGGAGACAUCAGUCAUCCUUCUCCUUAGAAUGCCUGUCAAGAUGGAAAGGGAGUUGUCUACAGCAUGUAGCAAGUUGUUGACAGUAGACGGAGUGCUGUCCUACAGAGAGCCUAAGAUCUGGUGUCACUCUGCUGACAAAGUAUUUGGUACUAUACAUAUACAGGCUGCCCCUGACGCAAGUGAACAAAAGGUGGUAGCUCAGGUAAGCAGUGUAUUUAAGGAGAUCGGUGUGUCCAAUCUGACAGUUCAGGUGGAGAAGGAGAGUUAUUUUCAUCACCUGUCGGGGCUCGGUGCUAACUUCAAUGACAUGGCUUAUAUGACCAACAAUUUUAAAUCACAACCUCUUUCAGUGGAAGACAGCUUUAUCAAAUCUAUAUAAAGCGUUAACCAUGGACUUAAUCUCAUUCGAUCAAGGAUUGCAAGGGCACAUGUACAAAAUUAAAUAAAUGUUCAUGUAUGAAAGGUAUUUGAAAUGAAUUUUAAAGGCGACACGUUUUGUGAAAAUAUGAAGAAUUUUCAGUAUAUUUCUUAAAUCAUAUGAAAGUGAACAAACUACAGUCUGUUUAUAAAUAGGGCUAUUACUAGUACAGUUAGCAGUAAAAUAAAUUAGAUAUAUCAUAUACUGAAGGACUCCAGAAAUAAAGAAAUUCUAUGCAGAGUGGGUGAUGGAGAAAAUGUGGCUUAUCAUAAAAAAUCAUGGUACUGUUUAAAUUAAAUCACUUCUUUAGUGGUCCCUGUUAGACAAACCUUGAUUCCUCCUGUUAGGUAGAUAUAUUACUAGGAAAGCCAUUAUCAUUGUCGUCCUUCAUUAUUGCUAUUUUUAAAAGACAAUAGCCGUCUAAAUGACGAGAUAGGUUUUCAUCGGCAAAGCAGUGAAAUCGUAUAUGAGAGAAAUACGUGGUGACUAUGGUUUAUGCCAAACUUAAUUACCUCUCUUGUUCUAUGAAUACCCGUAUUAACUGUUCACAAAUUCCGUUCAUAAGUUAAACAACUUUACAUACCUCUUCUAUGUUUUUUGUCUCAGUUAAUUUAAUAACUUCAUAAUGGUGGUCAGUUUUAAUAAGUUUCAAAAUAAAUCCAAGUGCAUGUACAUGUAUUAGAUUGUAAAUACAUGUAUAUAUGCAAAAGUAGCUUUAGAAAGAAUUUAGAAAAUUUUUGUCUCCAAAAUAUUAUUUUGAAAAAAGGGAAAAAAAACAUCAUUACUCCCAAGGCUAGUUUCUUAUAUUUAAUAGCUGAUCAACUAAGGAGGAAAUCAAACAUGUUCUUGUAGUCCCACAACUCUUGUAUCAUUAGAGAAGUAGGUAUUUAUGCCAAUUUAUUGGGAUGUACUUGUACUGUGAUUGUUAAGCAUGUUGUUUUCUUAUGUUGACAUGGCAUCGAGAUAAUUUUUAGUCUAAGGGAAAGUGAAGAGAACUUCAUAUAUGAUAUUUUGUUAUUCAAAUCACUUUCAUUGUGUAAAUGUAUCUUUAAAAGUAAGGGAACCAAACACUGUGAAUUCAUUUUAAAAACAUCAUUCUUUAUGUUGUAUUGUGUUUCACCAGUACCACAAGUAUUUGGUCAUAAUGACGUGUUCACACAUUGAUAAAAAAAACUUAAAUACAUGUACAACAAUAUUACACACUUGUAUACAUUCAAUACUUUGCAAGGUGUCUCUUCAGUCAGAUCACAUUUAAAGUCUGUGACAAGGUCAAGGCAAUUUAUAACAGGUGGUUUGACAACACAAACACAUCGCCAUUGUGACCAAAUAUUUUUGGUAUUGUACUGUAUACCUGGUAUAAUCAAUCUGAUUUAAAGUUCUCCAAGUAUUUACAUGCUUAUAUACAUGUAUUGAGUAUUUUUGAUAUGUGAUAGAUUUAAUUUAAAAUUGCAAUAUUCUGUGAUGAUUUCUUUAAAUGUUACUAUGAUAAAACAACAGGUACUUUAUAAAUAUAUAUAAAAAGUAUUUUUGUUCUUAAAAUAUAUAAAGUAUUAAUUUUUUGAGGUCGGAGGAUCUCAAUUAAUUCAAAUGUUGUGAAUCUAGCUUUUUUCAUGUUAUCUGAAUUGAAUCAUUGAUAUAGAACUUCAUCAUGUUGAGAAAAUGAUUAUCUUGUACAUGAAGAAUAUACAUGUGCAUUGCUAGAACUGAGUUUUUUGGGUUUUUUUUGUUUGUUUGUUUGUAUUAUAUGUACAGACUGUAUACAUGUAGCGAUAUAGAGUUAUUUAAAACAAAUUGAUCCCUGCAUGAAACUAAUGACUGUAUUUAAUAAAUCAGAGAAACUGGUAGUACAUGUUUGACUUUAAAUUAGUUUUUCAGAUAGAAAUAUAAAGUAGAAGAAAUGUUCUAUUUACAAAUAUUUAUUUUGUACAACCUUCAGUAAUUUCACAAUUAUUAUACACAACUAUUCUCUAUGUCUUAUUCACACAAUAAAUCUUGUGUUGGUGUUUUUGUGGGUGUAUACGUCCAGUGUUCAGAUAUACCAUACAUCUGGUAUUAUUUUACACUUGCCUGUAUUAAAUGUUAUUUGUAUUCAAAACACAUUAAAUGUAUAGAAAAUCAAAUACCAUGGCCGGUUAUUUUAAAAUGUGUUAUAAAGUCAAUAUUGACUUUUUAAAUUUUUUUGUCUAGUGGAAUUUUUUUCCAUACUGCUGUCAUGCUUGGUAAGAAUGCAUCAUUACUUAUUUUCUUACUUAUAUAACAGUUACAGCAGUUAACAAGAAACAUGUUGUAAAAUCUGCAACAAAUUUUACAUAUCUAUAUUU
This is a messenger RNA of Pecten maximus, 4869 nucleotides long. RefSeq names its product zinc transporter 5-like. The transcript has 16 exons. The record is from RefSeq and is a predicted model, not a curated record. Bases 263 to 2509 code for a protein of 748 amino acids. Gene Ontology annotation, molecular function: zinc ion transmembrane transporter activity. NCBI's taxonomy places the organism in Eukaryota, Metazoa, Mollusca, Bivalvia, Pectinida, Pectinidae. Gene Ontology annotation, biological process: intracellular zinc ion homeostasis; zinc ion transport; transmembrane transport. Gene Ontology annotation, cellular component: Golgi apparatus; membrane.